Drosophila subpulchrella is the source of this 519-nucleotide messenger RNA. Its product is annotated as A-kinase anchor protein 14. The transcript is spliced from 2 exons. The record is from RefSeq and is a predicted model, not a curated record. NCBI's taxonomy places the organism in Eukaryota, Metazoa, Arthropoda, Insecta, Diptera, Drosophilidae. The coding region runs from base 49 to 519 and encodes 156 amino acids.
AUUGAUUCAGCCAUCGCAGCAAAUCCCCAAAAAACCAAAUCUCCAAAAAUGUUCAAAUUCGUUGCCUUCUUCGCCUGCCUCGCCGUGGCCGCUGCUGCUCCUGGUCUGAUUGCCGAGACCCACUCAAUUGUCCAGCCAGCUAUUGUGGCCAAGACCGCCUACGUGGAUCACAGCGCCUCCUCGGCCAUCACCCAUCAGAGCAACGUGAACCUGGUGCGCAAGGUGCCAGUUGUCUACUCCGCCCCAGUGGUUCAUUCCGCCCCAGUGGUUCAUGCAGCCCCAGUGGUUCAUGCCGCCCCAGUGGUUCAUGCCGCCCCAGUGGUUCAUGCCGCCCCUGUGGUUCAUGCCGCUCCUCUGGUCAAGACCGUCAUCCCAGCUGCUCCACUGCUCCACACUGUGGUCCCCGCCGCUCCUCUGGUCAAGACUGUGAUCCCAGCUGCCCCAGUGGUUCAUUCCGUCCAGCCUUUGGUACAUACUGUCCACAGUGCCCCAGUGGUUUACUCUGCCUACCACAAGUAA